UCCUCCUGGGCUCACCCCGACCCCCAGCAUCCCGCUUCGCGGAUGCGCUCCCCCGCGCCGAGCAGCAGAGGCCACCGCUCCCAGAAAUGCGUGUGCCCGACCCCCUUCUCCCAGACCCGAAGAGCGGGCGCCCCCGCCCUGUAGGGUUAUGACUCAUUGAUUCAAAAGGACAUUUUCCGAGUACUUUGCACUUGUGAUUGUGUAUUAUGGAUACCAAGGAAGAGAAGAAGGAACGGAAACAAAGUUAUUUUGCUCGAUUAAAAAAGAAAAAACAAGCCAAGCAAAAUGCAGAGAUGGCCUCAGCGUUAGCGACAAAGACUCACAUGGGGAAGGAAGAUGCUAAUGCAGCCCUUUUAGAACAAGACAAGUGCAACAUUGCUGUGGAAGAGGAAUAUAUAGCUGAUGAGAAAAAGAAGAAAAAAAGUCAGCUAAAGGAAAUCAGGCGAACAGAACUAAAAAGAUAUUAUAGCAUGGAUAACAAUCAAAACAAAAUGCAAGAUAAGAAAGAGAAGAAAAUGGUGGUGCAGAAGCCCCAUGGUACUAUGGAAUAUACCGCUGGAAGCCAAGACACCCUCAACUCCAUAGCACUGAAGUUUAACAUCACUCCAAAUAAAUUAGUGGAACUGAACAAACUUUUCACGCAUACUAUUGUUCCAGGCCAGGUUCUUUUUGUGCCUGAUGCCAACUUUCCUUCCAGUACCUUAAGGUUAUCAUCCAGUCCUGGUGCUACUGUCUCUCCUUCAUCAUCAGAUGCAGAAUAUGAUAAACUGCCUGAUGCUGACUUAGCAAGAAAGGCCUUAAAACCCAUUGAAAGAGUGUUAUCAUCUACUUCUGAAGAAGAUGAACCAGGCGUGGUAAAAUUUUUAAAAAUGAAUUGUCGCUACUUCACUGAUGGAAAGGGUGUCGUUGGAGGGGUUAUGAUUGUCACUCCUAACAACAUCAUGUUUGACCCUCACAAGUCCGAUCCCCUGGUGAUUGAAAAUGGGUGUGAGGAAUACGGCCUCAUCUGCCCCAUGGAGGAAGUGGUUUCCAUCGCCCUGUACAAUGACAUUUCCCACAUGAAGAUCAAAGACGCCCUACCAUCGCCUGGAGAAUGGGAGGAUCUGGCUUCAGAAAAGGAUAUCAACCCAUUCAGUAAGUUCAAAUCUCUCAGCAAGGGAAAACGGCAGCAGAAUGGGGACACAGCCAUCACUUCAGACUCCAAAUCAGCCCCACCUUUGGAGAAGCCCAAUGAAUGCACACAUAUAAAACCCGCAGACAGCUGCUCUGUAUCUGGAAAACUAAAGAAAUCGGAGCCUUCUCUAGAGACAACCACAGUGACUGAGGGCAGCAAGGAACCUUCUGCACUUGAAUCUGUAGCCAAAGAAAAUUCCCUUCUAGGGGAAGACGAAGACUUUGUAGACUUGGAAGAACUUGCUUCUCAAGCUGAUAGUAAAAUGGACAAAAGUGAUGCCUCCAAGGAGUGCCUGGAUCUUGAUGCCCAGGAGCUUAGGGAGGCUAAGUCACAGAUAAUCAGUUCUACCACAGAAAUGCAGGUGCACUCAGCCCUGAACUCAGGACCGGAGAGUGAUGCUGAAGUAAAGGGAACUCUUGAUUUAGAAGCCGGUGAGAAACAAGACACGAUGCCAGAGAUGGACAAACAGUCCAGCUCCCCAGAAAGCCAGGUUGAAAACAUGCUGAAUAUACAUGAGGACCUAGAUAAAGUUAAGCUUAUAGAAUAUUACCUUAAUAAGAACAAAGAAGGUUCACAGUCAUGUGAGAACUUAGAGAAGACAGAAUUAAGUGAUGACAAAAGGCUAGAGCCAGUGGGAAUAGACAUCACCCUUAGUCGCUCUUUUUCCCAGGCAAGUGAUCCCACAACUGAAGGCAAUAAAGAGCUAAGGAAAACCUGGGAGAAGGAAAGAGAACCCUUCCCACUGCAACUGGAUUCUUCUACAGAAGAAAGCACGAAUAAAGAUUCCCUGGAACCCUCCUCUUUGGACUCUACUCUGGACAAUAGCAGCCAAGGCAUGCAAGGAGAUAAUAAAUCAGAAAUUCAGUUAUGGCUACUAAAGAGAAUCCAGGUACCUAUUGAAGAUAUACUUCCUUCCAAAGAAGAGAAAAGCAAAACUCCACCCAUGUUUCUGUGCAUUAAAGUAGGAAAACCAAUGAGAAAAUCCUUUGCUACUCAUUCUGCAGCCAUGGUCCAACAAUAUGGCAAACGGAGAAAACAGCCAGAGUAUUGGUUUGCUGUUCCAAGGGAGAGGGUGGAUCAUUUGUACACAUUCUUUGUUCAGUGGUCUCCUGACGUCUAUGGGAAAGAUGCCAAAGAGCAAGGCUUUGUCGUAGUGGAGAAGGAAGAACUGAAUAUGAUCGACAACUUCUUCAGUGAGCCAACCACCAAGAGCUGGGAGAUCAUUACUGUCGAGGAGGCAAAGCGCAGGAAGAGCACGUGCAGCUACUAUGAAGACGAGGAUGACGCGGGGCUGCCGGUGCUGCAGCCCCACAGCGCGCUCCUGGAGAACAUGCACAUCGAGCAGCUGGCCCGGCGCCUUCCAGCAAGGGUUCAAGGGUAUCCAUGGCGACUCGCAUACAGCACAUUAGAACACGGGACCAGCCUGAAAACCCUCUAUCGAAAAUCGGCUUCCCUAGACAGUCCCGUCCUAUUGGUCAUCAAAGACAUGGACAAUCAGAUUUUUGGGGCAUAUGCAACUCAUCCUUUCAAGUUCAGUGACCACUACUAUGGAACAGGAGAAACUUUUCUCUACACGUUUAGCCCCAAUUUCAAGGUCUUUAAGUGGAGCGGAGAAAACUCAUACUUUAUCAAUGGAGACAUAACCUCUUUAGAACUUGGUGGUGGAGGGGGACGCUUUGGCUUAUGGCUAGAUGCUGACUUAUACCAUGGACGAAGCAAUUCUUGCAGCACUUUCAAUAAUGAUAUUCUUUCCAAAAAGGAAGACUUCAUAGUUCAAGACCUUGAGGUUUGGACAUUUGAGUGAAAUUCAGACUGCCUUAAACAUAACAUGAAAAGGGCUGGAAUAGAUCAGCUCUCCUAAAGCUGGCUGGAAGAUGAUGCCUCAGCCCAGACUGCCUCAUCCCACCGUAAAGCUUCCUUCCUGCCCUCAUAUCUCAGAGCAUGACCGAACUGCAGAGAGAAUCCAAAGGGUAAAUGUGGGGGAGGCAGACACUGAAGGAAGACAUUUGAAGUCCAAAUUGUUAAAAGACUUUGUGCUUCCACUUUUUCAAUCCAUCCAGUGAGGAAUCAGAGUAUUUAUAGAUGUAUGAGUUGAAUGCCAUUUUUAUUUUUGGUAACUGUGAAAAAAAAGAUACUGUGGAAAUAUAUACAGGCCUUGUGUAUUUAUCAGCUUAAUUUUCAUUACCAAAAUGUACAGCAUACUGUUCUGUUGUUUGCCAUGGAAAAAAAUUAGUCUUGUUUAGAAAAAUUGAAGGUGCACAAUGCUUAAAGGGAAUAUAUGAUUUUUUUUUAAAAAAACUAUUUAUUGUUUCUAGUAUAUUGUCUGAAUGUGUUUGUAGUUUUUUUUCUUUUAAUGUGUCAAAUCUUGAAAUAAAGAAAUGUAUACAUAUUGUGCUAUGUUUUGGAAACAAAUUCAUUUGAUUUAUAUAGUUUUUUAUUGACUUUUUCUUUGCCCUGAUUGUUUAGGGUGAUAAAUCUUAAAUAGUAUAUAUAUUUGAAUUUUUAAAUACUUAUGUUAUAAUGGUCAGUGAUUUUAUUGUUGUAGGCCAGUUUUCAAGUUAGUUUUUAAAAGGUACAUUUUCAGCUAAUUUGAACUUAGUUGUUAAUAAUAAGCAAUUUCUGUCCAUUAUAACUUGGUAUUUACAGAAAUAAAUACCCUUAUCAACAAAUUCAGAGAGCAAACCCUGCUUCUGAAAAAAAAGUAUUUCAUUUAUUUUAAAAUCAUAUGUUAAUACAAAUAUUUUAAUUUUCCUAGGUGUUUUAUCCAUAACGUCCCCCAGUUGUUAUAUGAACAGAAUAACCUCUGUUUUAAAAGGAACUGAGUGUUUUCACUCCUGCAUAUUUUAUUUUAUUUUAUUGGGGUUUUUUUGGGGGGAGGGAGGGGAGCCACACCUAGCUAUGCUCAGGGUUUACUCCCAACUCUGUGCUUAAGGAUCACUCUGGUGAGGCUUGGGGAGCCAUGUGUGGUGCCAGGGAUAGAACCCACGUUGACCAUUUGCAAGACAAGCUCCCUACCCGUGGUACUAUUGCUUCAGCCCUACUUUUGGUAUUUUAUAUAUUAUUUUUAAAAGUCAAAUUAGCCUUUUGUUUUGUUCUCUGUACUCUUCUGUUUGAUAUAAAAAGUAAUGCAAAUAAAAGCAUUUCACUAUUGAAAUAAGAACACCUGUUCUUUAAUAUUGAUUCAUUGUCACAUAAAAAACUUAUUAAUAGUAAUUACAUCUUUUUUCAAAUCUAACCAGUGUUACUCAUUACUAGACUUUUUUGAAAGCCAAAGACUGCUAAUGGAAAAAAUGUAUGGUAAUUGCCAAAGCUGAGAAGUGGUCUGUCAUAACUUACAUCUUCAGUGAUCUUUAUUAGGAAAGAUUAAUAACAAUAUUUAUAUACUUGCAUUAAAAUGUUUCUUUAUAGUGAUAGUAUUAAGCUGACAGAAUAUUUUCCUUAGCUUAUUCUCUUAUUUUAGACUAUUUUAAAAAGUGAACAAACCAAUUUCCAUGUGGCUUCCUGUAAGAUCAGUAAUUAUUUUAUUACAUUCACAUUCCCUGCAAAUUUUAAUGCUAUAAAAUUGUGAAUAGCCUGGGUAUGGUUUCACCCAAGUUCUCCUAUAACAGCUAUUAACAUUUGGUGAUUUCACCUUAAAAUCUGCUUGUUAAAUAAUGUGUUAGUGUGAGAUAUAAGGAAUGUCUCAUUAUGGUCAUGUUUACUAUUUGUACCAUUUGCAAACAUAUGCUAUUAACAAAAACAAAGACCAUUUGCAUAUAGCUCACUCUUACCUAGUUUAGCUCCUAAUAUUAUACUUGUGAGAGCAUACCCAAAUGUUGUGUUCUCUCUUUAAAAUGGUAUUGUCCAAUCAGAAAUGUGUGAAUAUCCUUCAUUUAUGGAUAUUAAGUAUGUAAUGCAGUGCUCUCCCAAUAUUUUCAAUAAAGGAAUUUAUGCACUCUGA
This is a messenger RNA of Sorex fumeus (smoky shrew), 5114 nucleotides long. It is a transcript of the gene NCOA7, whose product is annotated as nuclear receptor coactivator 7. Bases 207 to 2978 code for a protein of 923 amino acids. The transcript is spliced from 16 exons. NCBI's taxonomy places the organism in Eukaryota, Metazoa, Chordata, Mammalia, Eulipotyphla, Soricidae. Gene Ontology annotation, cellular component: nucleus. The record is from RefSeq and is a predicted model, not a curated record. Gene Ontology annotation, biological process: regulation of transcription by RNA polymerase II; response to oxidative stress.